Messenger RNA from Protopterus annectens (West African lungfish), 3023 nucleotides. RefSeq names its product glycerophosphodiester phosphodiesterase domain containing 1 (gene GDPD1). The transcript is spliced from 10 exons. Gene Ontology annotation, cellular component: endoplasmic reticulum membrane. Gene Ontology annotation, molecular function: phosphatidylcholine lysophospholipase A1 activity; phosphoric diester hydrolase activity. The record is from RefSeq and is a predicted model, not a curated record. Lineage: Eukaryota; Metazoa; Chordata; Ceratodontiformes; Protopteridae. The coding region runs from base 182 to 1117 and encodes 311 amino acids. Gene Ontology annotation, biological process: glycerophospholipid catabolic process; N-acylethanolamine metabolic process.
GCGUGCGUAGUGUUUUACUUUUGCGGUGCUUGCGAGACAGCUAGAGGUAAGCGGACCUUAGCUUCUACGCGCACAUCUAGCUGCUUAGUCGAGGAAAGUAGGUUAUACCUGCCGCUUGUUUCUCCACCCUUUCCCGUACUAUUAUGUGAAGCUUAUCAGUCCCUAUUUUCGUACACUGAACAUGUCGGCGGCUUUAUAUCUCUUGUCUACAUUAGGAGGUUACAUCGUUUCUUCGUUUCUCCUUCUAAAAUGCCCGACGUUGCUGCACAAGAAGAAACAGCAGAAAUUCCGGUGCCGGCACAUAUCGCAUCGUGGGGGAGCAGGAGAGAAUUUGGAAAACACAAUGGCUGCGUUUAGACAUGCAGUCAACCUUGGGACAGAUAUGUUGGAAUUGGACUGUCACCUGACAAAGGAUGAGCAAGUGGUCGUAUCUCAUGAUGAGAACCUACAUAGAGCAACAGGGGUCAACAUCAACAUCUCUGAUGUUAAGUACUCUGAGCUUCCACCAUACCUUUGCAAGUUGAAUGUCACUUUUGAAAAAGAAUGCUGCUGUGAAGGAGGUGAUGACAAACGGAUUCCACUGUUGAAGGAGGUCUUUGAGGCAUUUCCAACAACACCUGUAAAUAUUGACAUCAAGGCCAACAAUAACAGACUGGUUUCCAAGGUUUCAGAGUUAGUAAAAAAGUACAACCGAGAACAUCUCACAGUCUGGGGCAAUGCAGAUCGUGAAGUAAUAAAAAAGUGUAUCAGAGAGAACAAAAAUAUUCCUGUGCUGUUUUGUCUGCAACGUGUCCUUUUCCUUGUUGGGUUGUUUUACACAGGCCUUUUACCAUUCAUCCCUCUACAUGAACAGUUUCUUGAAAUUCCAAUGCCUUCAAUCAUAAUGAAGCUUAAAGAUCCAGAGAAACUUCCCAGAAGUCAGAAAUUUGUUAUAUGGCUCGCUGAUACUUUGCUGAUGAGGAAGUCUUUGUUUGACCACCUGACAGCACGAGGGAUCCAGGUUUAUAUAUGGGUCCUGAAUGAGGAGAAAGAAUUUCAAAGAGCAUUUAGUUUGGGAGCAACUGGCGUUAUGACAGAUUAUCCCACAAAGCUGAAGAUGUUUUUAGACAAAUAUUAAUCCUGACUGAAUCAAUGAAAGUAUUUAAAGCAUUUGGUAAGCAUUGGCAUUACAUUACAGAACCCCGUAAUGGAUAAGGAACCCUGAAAUGAAUUAGGGGGCAUACUCCACCAGAUUUGUUACCUCAUUUCAUUUGGAUAAUGAAUGAACUUUUGUUAGAUUUACAUAUACAGACAUGUAGCAAAUAACUGUCCAAAUACUCCAGUGCGCAGUGCUGGAGUACAUUACAGUUACUCUGAGGUAUGAAGAAGUGUGAUACAUCACAAAGGAUUUUUCUGCCAGCCACUUGAUACAUACUUGUCAAGUAGCAUUACAUUUUCUGGGAUUCUAUAUUAAUUUUCCCUUCUGCCUGAAAGACCUGUACAUACCACCCCCCUCUGCUCUUGGUACACAGAGAUAGCUUUUAAAGCAGAUUGGUUGUAUUCAACAUUUAAAGCUUUUGAAAAAUUGCUAAACAGUACACUGAAUGCACUUUGGAAGAGGUGGAUAAACUCUGGCUGUCACUUAAUUGUAAAUGUAAGCACUACAAUCUUCUCAAAAUGAAGCCUUUCUAACUAUGCUUCUUGCUUUCAAACAAACAAAAAAAGAAUGGGCAAAAUAAGUAGAGAAUGCAUUUUAUACAGGCAAAAAUAAAAAGAUUAGAGUAAAAAAUACCUUUUACACACAUUUAACAUUACAUUUCCAAAAUUAUAGUUUAAAAUAUAAAAUUUAAAUACUUGGGACCAUGAAUUGAUUCCGACUUUCAAAAAAAUUAUGCAGCUUGUUUUGUUUCCAGCAACACAAUUGAAUUAAAAAGUGAAGUAAUUGCAUUUACUUUGUCAUGGUGAAUUCCAAAAGGUCAUGCAGUGGACAUUUUUAACUUUUUUUAUUUCUGUUUUUAAUCAAAACAGAGCAAUACUGUAUGCUUCUAAAAACACAAGUUAUUAGUUGGGUAUUUAAAAUAUGAAAAAAGCACUGUUGCCUGGUAACUGGCCAUUAUCAGAUGCUAGAGUUCACCUUUAAAUCAUUUAUUUAUGUAAUUAAAGAAAUGUUCUUUAUAAUGUUAUUGAUGAAAGAAAAUACUUGAAUGGUUACUUUUUCACUGUUUUGGCAAUGAAUAAAUCAUAGUUACCAAUUUAAGCAGUUGCUGAAUUAUGCCAUGAUGACGGUAAGGAUUCAAAGAAAGAGGCAUAUCAGUACGUGCUGAAACUUUUAUUACUGGCUACCUGUGCUGAGGUUUCUACUUGAAUUGUACCCACUCCGUUGCAGUGACAGGAAUAAUGGCAACUUUGCAGUUUUAAUGGAACAGCAGAAGCAAAAGAAACUUUGGCAAUGCUGGUAAAAUGUUUACCUGUGGAAUCUGCCUUCACAUCAGUCUUAUGACCUGCAUGGUUGCAUCACAGAAGAAUAUGCUAUUUGCUGUGCUCUGGAACUGUAAAUGGUUUAACUACAAAAAACCCUAUUAAAAUAGAACUCAAAGGGUAUAACAUAGUGAUUGUUUCAGAAUACCUAUUUCAUGACUUCUUGUAUUCCUCAAGGUGAACACAGUUUGGUUUGCUUCACAGUUUUCUGUACCGUAUAAGGAAGGAUAGUCAUUGAAACUGUUUCUUUGAGGCUAGAUUAGUGGAUGUGAUCCAUGGCUGCUGCAAAAUGUAAACCCGGAAACAGCUUCUUCACGAGUGAACAAGGUAUGGAUUUAAGACACACCUGUACCAUCAAUAAACAUUAUUAUGUAAUGAAAUUAAACAUUUUGGACACCAAGAUAUGGUGUAAAAUAUGUUAUGUAUAGCUGUAGUUGUCAGUCCUCUGUUGUGUAUGUGACUGUUGUAGGGCUGUACAUAAUGAUUUUGACAACUCAAGAGUUAUAUAUCAGGUAAGCAACAGAGCACCAGCAUUCUUGGAAUUAAAAAAAUGUCUGAAUUCCUUA